Messenger RNA from Rhagoletis zephyria (snowberry fruit fly), 800 nucleotides. RefSeq lists its product as uncharacterized. The record is from RefSeq and is a predicted model, not a curated record. Lineage: Eukaryota; Metazoa; Arthropoda; Insecta; Diptera; Tephritidae.
CAAAUUAUCCGUGCCUUAUGUAUGUAUGUACUUUCGUAUGCCUGCAUGCAAGUUUAUCGGCAAUGAGAGUGCAUAUAAAAUUCAGAGACCAAAGUGAAUGCUAGUCAUUUUUGGUUGCACAGCAAGUCCGGGUGUGACCACAAGAACAACCUACAUAUUAAAAUAAAAAUAAAAUUAACACUCUACUUUUGGGUGGCGUUCAUAAAUCAAGUUGACUACAUCACCCGCAAAAAGUAACCUACAUUCGACUUACACAACUUCUGUGCAAACAAAUAUUCAAAGUACACAUAAUUUAUUUUAUGAACACACAUUUGUACAUCUAGAGUUGCAUAAAAUUAUAUAUGCUAGUGAUAUUAGUUUUAAAACAAAUUCUUUUUUUUUUCAACAACUGCAAAUAUUUACUUACGUAGAUUUGCUAAGCCUUAGGACCUAACAGGGAAAUAGAAUCGAAAAGAAUUACGGCUGGUAUAGUGCAGAAAGCAGCAGUUACAAUACACAAUACACAAUUCAUUUCCACAUCCAAAUGGAUCCAUCUGAUAUAUUCACUAUUUUCUGUUGGCUGAUUUGUACACUUUUAUUUGGACCCACGUUAUUCUUUCUAUGUAUUUACUUACCUGAAUUACCUGUUAGAUAUAUAAAACGCAUUCGAUCAUAAGUAAUAGAAAAACUUAACUCAUGUAAAUUUAGAAAUCUACUUCAUUGUAAGCGCUUAGUUAUUAUACAUACAUAUGUCUUUGUUAUGGUUUAGUAAAUAAAGUUUAAUGUAUUUUUUUAUUGAAAUAAAUAUUUUUACUAAACGA